Penicillium atrosanguineum is the source of this 1485-nucleotide messenger RNA. RefSeq lists its product as uncharacterized. Gene Ontology annotation, biological process: RNA 3'-end processing. Gene Ontology annotation, molecular function: mRNA binding; poly(A) RNA polymerase activity. Bases 1 to 1485 code for a protein of 494 amino acids. The record is from RefSeq and is a predicted model, not a curated record. Lineage: Eukaryota; Fungi; Ascomycota; Eurotiomycetes; Eurotiales; Aspergillaceae. The transcript has a single exon. Gene Ontology annotation, cellular component: TRAMP complex; nucleolus.
AUGCCGCGUCUCCCUCUUCCUCGAAUCCGUUCUGUUCCAUCUAGAGCUAAAGACUCCGAUGUCUUCACCAACAGUCUCAGCAAAACACUAGAGGCCCAUCGCUCGUCGAACCGAGCUAGCCUCAUCCGCAAGGUGUACUCUCGUGAUCCUUCGCCCGGGCUCUUUCGACCUUAUAUCCCCCCAGAGAACCGUGCAGGCUACCAGACACCGGUACCUCCACCACCGGCGCCGGUACCGGCACCGAUAAUCAAACUCCACGAUAGCGUGAAGAGCAUACCAGAGAAGCCCCAAGCGAAGGCUGAUCAACUUAGUGGAAUCUGCCGCGCAGACCCCUCGAUAUAUGACCCGUUAGGACAAAAGCCAUGGCUGAGAUAUAUGCAGCCAUCCGAGGCUACUGGCGAUGCUUUUGCGUACUUGGAUGCGGAGAUUCGGGCAUUGAACUCUUACCUGUCCCCGAGCCCCGAUGAGCAAAAACAGACUGAUCGAAUUUAUGAAGAGCUUGAUUCCUUACUGGUAGCAAUACUGUCAUCUCCGCCAGAGUGCAUUGGGCUACGUUCCAUUGGGCUGGCACCGGCACACUCGGCCAUCGAACUCAUCUUGCCAUUCCGGGACACACAGCGGUCUCCAGAUCAGGUUCGAAAACCAAGUGCUUCCCGGCCACAGAUUCGACGUGCUCAUAUGGGCCUUCUCGAAAGAGUGAAAUCCGCCCUGAUGAGAAGCCCGGCCUUCUCGAACAUUACCUUAGUAAAAUACGGCCCUUGUCUGGAGGCUCGGCAUAAGUCCACGGGCUUAAAGGUGCGAAUCACCUGCGGGGAACAUGCUCCAGCCAUCUUUGAAUACUUGCAGGAUUAUUUGAUCGAAUACCCUGCUCUUCGGCCUCUGUUUCUAGCAAGCCGAGCUUUAAUAGAAGCAUGCUCUACCCGUUUCAACCAUAUGCACAUUGAUAGCAAUGCUUUGGUAUUGUUGCUUGUCGCAUUUCUUAAGAUGAACCACGGCCGAUUCACAGGCCUCCCUACCCUCGGGCACCAGUGGAUGGCGUUUAUGAAGCUCUAUGGGUCGGAUGUUGACCUUAGCUCUGUUGGAGUUGCACUGGACCCUCCGGGCUUCUUUGGUAACGGGGUGCUGCGUGCAAAUGAAAGUGGGGAUGCUGAACCCGCAUAUCUGCGCGGCCAGCGGUCUCUUAUGCGUGCUAAGCUCACCGCUAAAGCGCAGGGAAAUCUACAACUUGGCCAAAGCCUUUGCAUCCAGGAUCCAACUCACUUCAUGCAGGACUUGGGUCGCUCAUUCACACGCACAAAAGAUAUGCAGAGUGAGUUGAAGGCUGCCCAUGAGCAGUUGUCUGAAGCGUGUGAGCAGUGGGAGGGUCCGAGUGACGAUGCUUCAAUCUUGGCAACGGCCCUGCGGGCGAAUUUUGAUAGCUUCGAAAAACGACGGAGGCAGAUCACCCAUGGUCUCCGGGCCGAGGCAGAAGAGGCUGGGCAGUAA